AUGAUUAUUUUUGCACUGGGAUUCGAUGCUGCUACCGGGGCGCUCAGUGAGUUGGAGGUGAAAGGCACUGGAGGUAAAGUCCUAAAGGAUUGCUGGGAAAGGAGGCUUGAAACUUUUGCCGGAGCUCUCGUCCCGGGCUUUCCCAACAUGUUCAUCGUCUGUGGCCCACAUGUGCCGUUUGGAAACAUGCCAGUUGUUCAAGAGAUAGAAGUGAACUGGAUCGGGAAGACCAUUCGCCAUAUGGAAGAAAACAAGCUCGAUACUAUUGACGUGUCCGAGAAGGCUGCAGAUGUGUGGUCUGAUCACCUACGAGAAGCCUUCAAAGCCACAUUGUUUGCAGAAUCGGCCAAGGCAGUGAAAGCAUGGUUUGUGGGAGCCAACAUUCCUGGCAAGGCUAUUGAUCCUUUGUUUUACUUUGGCGGAGUUCUGACCUGGGCUUCGUGGCUCGACAAAGAGACCAAGACAGGAUGGGAAAGCAUGAGGUUUUCGCCUUCCGUGGCUGCUGACGUCGAAGGGAAAGAACCCCCGAUCCACUCUGGAGGUCAAAUAGCACUCGGACUCCCGCCAGUUGCAGCAUGA
Fonsecaea nubica is the source of this 579-nucleotide messenger RNA. RefSeq lists its product as hypothetical. Lineage: Eukaryota; Fungi; Ascomycota; Eurotiomycetes; Chaetothyriales; Herpotrichiellaceae. The coding region runs from base 1 to 579 and encodes 192 amino acids. The record is from RefSeq and is a predicted model, not a curated record. The transcript has a single exon.